Molecule: messenger RNA, 5379 nt
Organism: Acanthaster planci (crown-of-thorns starfish)
Lineage: Eukaryota; Metazoa; Echinodermata; Asteroidea; Valvatida; Acanthasteridae
Biological process (GO): mRNA splicing, via spliceosome
Cellular component (GO): catalytic step 2 spliceosome
Molecular function (GO): RNA binding; protein binding
Source: RefSeq, a predicted model, not a curated record
CCGCAUAAAACGUUAUGCACACAUCGUGUGAUUGGACGUGUUGGAGCGGUUACCCGUUGGAGCGGAUGAUUGCUUCCCAAAAAGAAACUGGUAGUGGUACACAUUUUCUGCUCUAAAAUGGGAGUUUACAGAAAUACAGCUAGGGAGGAUCAACCCAGCAAAAAAGCCAGGCAUCAAAGCAGCAGCAGUAGCAGCAGCAGUAGCAGCGACACAGGCAGCAGCAGUGAUUCAGAUUCCAGUGGGAGUGAAUCCAGCAGCAGCAGCAGCAGCAGUGGUGGCAGCAGUGAUAGCAGCAGCUCAGGAUCAGCAGCAAAUCAACGUGGUGAACAGCGGCGAUAUUCCAAGGAGAGUCAAAGGAGCAAGGCAGCGGAGAAAGGGGACCACAGGGCAUCAGUGAGGAGCAAAGAUGAUGAGGACCAAGAAAUGAGAAAUGUCUCCAGGAAAAGGAUUCCCUCACCCCACAGUCCAGAUGAACCACCCCCUGAUUUUGAACCACGGUCACCAAGCACACCUCCACCGGCCACUCACAGAUCUCCAGCCAAGGACAGAGGCUCCACAAGGUCCAGCCACCGGUCACCCGUCAUCAAGGCCCCAGAUAUAGAGACCUCCAGUACAGGCGAUAAGUCGGAGGACGAGCUGUCCAUAGGGCCGGAUGACAAGGACAUGUACCGAGACGAAGACACACCACCACAGCAAGAGCCGACAAAGAAGUCAAGCAGACCCCAAGCCUACCAGGACAGUGAAGAUAGCAGUUCAGAGAGUGACGACAGCUACUCCUGGCGUGCUGAACGGGUCAAGUCUGUACUUCAAAGUCGCGUCCACAAGCCCACAGAGGAACGUCGGCGCCAUAGAUCAGCUUCCUAUGAAAGAGAGGACUUUGACUCCAGAGGUCGUUUCCGCAGCGUGAUUGGCACCACCAUCAAGCGACAGUCCAGGCCCGACUCCCCAGAGAGUGGGGAAAUCACUGAUGAGGAAACUGAUGGAGACAGUGACAGACGGGGUGAGAGACAGCCCGGAAAAAGGGUCUCACCAGAGCGUAAGAGGGGCAAACAUUCGGAGGACUCCAGAAGAAUCCAAGACAGGCACCAAGACAGACACAGUCAUAGAGACAGAGGGAGAAAGGAACCUGAUAGUGAUGAGGAUUACCGGGAAGCUGAGAGGAACUUCCGUAAGCGCCGGUUUGAGAAGGCCCAGGAGAAGCGUUCCAAGCAGGACCGAAACAAGACCCUUCAAGAGCAAAGCGCCAGAUGGAGAGACAGACAGGAAGAGCCGAGUCGAAAGGAGCCAGACGACGAGCAGCCCGCCUCUAAGAAAACUAAGAAAGAGACAAUAGACACGCCCCUGCAAAGCAAGACGGGUGGGGCUUACAUCCCGCCAGCCAAGCUGCGGAUGAUGCAGGAGCAGAUGACAGAUAAAUCCAGCGCAGCCUACCAGCGUCUGGCCUGGGAGGCAUUGAAGAAGAGCAUCAAUGGUCUUAUUAACAAGACCAACGUGUCCAACAUCAGUAACAUCAUUCAGGAGUUGCUGCAGCUGAACAUUGUCAGGGGGAGGGGCCUGCUGGCUCGUUCUGUCAUACAAGCCCAGGCCGCUUCGCCUACAUUUACCCACGUCAUUGCAGCAUUGGUAGCCAUUGUCAACUGCAAGUUCCCACAGAAUGGUGAGCUGAUCCUGAAACGUCUGGUUAUCAACUUCAAGAAGGGAUUCCGCCGCAACGACAAAGUGAUGUGUCUAUCAGCCACAAGAUUCAUCGCACACUUGGUCAACCAACAAGUGGCCCAUGAGGUGAUUGCUCUUGAGAUCUUGACCCUUCUGUUGGAGAACCCUACCAAUGAUAGUGUGGAGGUGACCAUUGGCUUUUUGAAGGAGUGUGCCGUGAAGCUAUCAGAAGUCUCACCGAGAGGACUCAAUGCCAUCUUUGAUCGACUUCGAAGCAUCCUUCAUGAGGCACAGAUUGAACAGCGAGUCCAGUACAUGGUGGAAGUCAUCUUCGCUAACCGCAAAGACGGCUUCAAAGAUUUCCCAGCUAUCCAGGAAGGGUUGGAUCUGGUAGAGGAGUCCGAACAGUAUACCCAUCUGCUCACUCUGGAAGAGAACUACUCACCUGAAGACUUACUCAAUAUCUUCAAGGAGGACCCCGAGUUCUUGGCCAACGAGGAGAAGUACAAGGCCAUCCGGAAGGAGAUCCUGGGAGAGGAUAGUGACGAGUCAGGCUCAGAGGGUGACAGCGACGAAGAGUCUGACAGUCAGGACGAUGAUGAGGAAGAUGAAGAACAUCAAGAGGCAGAGAAGAUGGAGAUUCUUGAUCAGACAGAAACCAACAUGAUCGCCCUACGUCGCACCAUCUACCUGACAAUCCAAUCCAGUCUGGACUUUGAGGAGUGCGCUCACAAGAUGCUGAGGAUGGACUUCAAGCCUGGACAAGAGAAAGAAGUCUGUCUAAUGAUCCUGGAUUGCUGUGCCCAGCAGAGAACCUACGAGAAGUUCUUUGGCCUUCUAGCUCAGCGGUUUUGUCAGCUGAAGCGCGAGUACAUGCAGCAGUAUGAGAUGAUAUUCCCUGAGCAGUAUGAGACGUGUCAUCGUCUGGACACUAACAAACUCCGCAACGUGGCCAAGUUCUUUGCUCAUUUGCUCCACACCGAUGCCAUAUCCUGGACUGUUCUGUCUGUCAUCAAGAUGAAUGAGGAGGACACAACCUCGUCCAGUCGCAUCUUUGUCAAGAUCAUGUUCCAAGAGCUGUCAGAGUACAUGGGACUGCCCAAGAUGAACGAGAGGCUCAGGGACCCGACUUUGCAAGCCUACUUUGAAGGACUCAUGCCCCGAGAUAAUCCUGCCAACACCCGAUUCUCCAUCAAUUUCUUCACCACGAUCGGACUUGGAGGCCUCACGGACGAUCUGCGAGAGCAUCUCAAGAACUACCAGAGGACCAUCAUGCAGCAACAGCGACCCGUGGAGAGUGACUCCUCCAGCUCUGGUAGCAGCUCCAGUGAUUCCAGUGAUUCCAGUGACUCCAGUGAUUCCAGUGACUCCAGCGAUUCCAGUGAUUCCAGUGACAGCAGUAGCUCAGAGAGUGAAGAUGAUUCAAAACACAAGGGAAUGUUACGGACGAAGAAACCUGACGUCAGAGCUGUGAGAAGAAGAGAAAAGUACAGAACAGAACGGCCAACUGAGCGUCAAAAUGACAGCCGCAGGGCAGGAGAUGUAAGGAGGGAUCGUCAAGGGAACAUGGAAUACCCCAGAAAUCAUAGGGGUUAUGACCCACAUGAUCCAAGAUUGGAGGAUGUGGCUGAUAGGGGUCCAAAAAACAGAGGACAGAGGAACAACAAUAGCCGCCGUGGUUAUGACAGCAGUGACGAGGACGACCAUGGAAGGCGCAGCAAUUAUAACAACGCACAGCGCAGCAAUCAGCACGAUGGCCAGCAAGAAAGACGCCGGGUAAAAGCCCAGGUUGAAAUGCAGGACAGACGCUUCGACAGAUCACCCCCGAAGUCGGACAAGAAGUCAGCCAGGAAACCCAGGGGUUAUGACCGAGAAAGUGACGAGGAGGAAAGGGACGAGGUCAGACAGGAGAAAUCCCGUAAACUGCGCACUGACGGUCGUUAUAAGAUGGAAGACAAAGAGAAUCGACGAGACCGAGAGAGCCGGGAUGGGCGAGUCCAGCAGUCCAGAAAGAGAGCAGAUGACACAGAUGAUGACAUGCUUGACAUACGAGCAAAUUCCAGAAGGGAAAGAGACAACGAUCGUGGCUACUCCAACGAAAAAUCCAGCCGAGAAAGCUCGGGCAGUAAGGCACGGCAACGUGAAUACAGCGACUCACCAGACGACAGGGUCCGACGUGAGCGCAUACGGGACAGACGCUGAGAAAUAAUCAACUAUUUUUCAAAUGUGUUUUUCUAACCUCUGCAGAAUUACUUGUAUUUUGUUUGUAGCCUGAUGUAGAUUUGAACUGUUUUUUUGACCGUUAACACGCUGGACCUACAACCCCUCAGAAAGUAAUAAUGCAUUGGAUUUACUAGUCUGGAAUCCAUCAAGACUAAUCCUCGCAUCAUAGUACUGUCAGAGGAUUAUCUAGAAGUAAGUGACAAGUUAUAAUUUGUGAGCAAAAAUUGGAGUGUUUUGUCAAACUGUUUAACUGAUAAAUUUUGCUGCCCAUAUUACAAAUACCGUUUGCUUUGCAAGUAUUGCAUUAUUUAGGAAAGAUGAUAUAAGUUCAGUUUACUUUUAUUUUAUGAUUUUCAUCUUCAAUCUUCUUGUUUGGGAUUCAAGUACAUUGUUAUAAUUAUUAUGAAUAAACUUGUUUACCAGUCAAAGCCAGAGAGAUGCAAGCUGGAAGUAUCAUAGGUCAGUGUUCUCCAAACUGCUCUUAACUUCUCGAAGGACUAUCCGUAAAGAAUCUGUUCAAUUGUGCUUUAAGCCAAUUUCAUUUAUUUUUUUUGAUUUCUGGUUUUGCCUUGGGAAGUGUAAGAGUUUUCAGGGACAGCAACAGCACUAGCCCGAGGAUGUGUAACUGUGUGGACAACACAUGUAAGAUGUGAGGACUGGAAACAGUUUGUGGGCACAGAGUGAGAACCUAUUUCAGUACACAGUCAGCAAUGUUUAAAAAGUCAGACAUGGUGGUUUCCUUUGGGACUAUUUAUAUUGAGAACAAGUACUCCAUAGCACAAUGGCUGAUAAACAGCUGUACAUACUUACAAACCUGUUUUUUGGGGUGGUUCCAAAAAUACUGGGAUAUCAUUCCGGCCACUCCACAGCCCUGUUCAAUUUGGUCUACUGGAACAGGCAUUGAUAGCCAGUUAAUGUCCUUUUUUUGUUUUACUCAAAGCUGCUGGGGGCCGUUUUUUUUACCUGAAAAUUCUUCAAACUUGCAAGUGUGCUUUGACACGACCAAGCAUGACUCAAUACAUCGACUGCAGAAACGAAAAAGAAUUUCAAUUAAACAAGUUUACACGUCCUCCGUGGAACAAAUAAGGUAAAUUAUGUGUGUUUACACAUCAUUUGGCAUCAAGCGGUUAAAAGUGCUUUCUCAUUCUGACUUUGUUACUGCCAAGUGUCAAAUAAUUGACAUUGGGUGGAUUCUGCUUCACGUGUAACAGUAAAGUACGGCGUGGCACACCACUCUUCAUAAUUUUAUUUUCAUGACCACUUGUGUGUGUAUUUUUGGCCCUUAAUGUCCCCACAGAUAUCCCGUCACACUGUUCUGCACCCGGGAGCCCUGUAAAGAGCCCAGUUUGAUUAUGUGAUCAACCUGUAGCAUUGCCUGACAAUGUGAAAUCAUUCUCAUGAAUGCUUGAGCAAGGAGCAGUGUUUUCUUAUAGUUAACUCCCUCCCAGACUCUACCCAUAUAAUGGAACUGUGUAAAUAAAUUGCAGUCAUUGGUAUGAA